Messenger RNA from Bombina bombina (fire-bellied toad), 4086 nucleotides. RefSeq names its product solute carrier family 10 member 3 (gene SLC10A3). Gene Ontology annotation, cellular component: membrane. The transcript has a single exon. Gene Ontology annotation, biological process: bile acid and bile salt transport. Gene Ontology annotation, molecular function: bile acid:sodium symporter activity. Bases 658 to 2106 code for a protein of 482 amino acids. NCBI's taxonomy places the organism in Eukaryota, Metazoa, Chordata, Amphibia, Anura, Bombinatoridae. The record is from RefSeq and is a predicted model, not a curated record.
GUGAUUAUCAGGAAGAGCUUUUAGACUGGAAAUCAGCUGCGUGAGACAGCUGGUAUGAGGAUGGCAGAGGUAGCUGGCAUAAAAGUAAGAGAGCACGGGCACACUUGGUGAGGAUGCUAAUGUGAUUUAUGCACAGACCGUCUGAGUGAUACAAAGGGACCGUAAGUGCCAAGCUGAGGAAAGGACAGCUAUUAGUGCUAGUCUAAAAUACCUCUAUAUAAUCCGUUGGAGAUUAUCUGAGGCGAAAAAAACAGUUUCUGCACGGACAUGGACAGCUUGAUAAAGAAGAGACAGUUUGGUGAGGCAUAGUAUUAGUGCCAGCCUGGGGAAAUAGACUCCCAAAAGUAACAGACAAAGGGAGAGGCAUGAAUUUUAAGUAGAGGGGCAAAAAAAAAGAAGAGGAGUGCACUGAAUGAUAAAGAGACAGGCAAAGAAAAAGGAGAUCACUGAAUAAUAGACAAACAUCAGUAAGGAGACAACUAAAUAAUAAAAUACAUCAUCUUUGGCAGAAUAAAACAAACAAACAAUUCCUAUGCAGAGUAGAAGCCCUUGCAGCCAAAGCAAGAGAGACCGAUGAUGAGCUAAGACAUGUCCUGUGAUCAGAGUUUGUACAUGGCGUGCCCUGCUCCCUUGUGACUGACUCCUGUUCCCUGCAUCAUGCAGGGAUUGCUCUUCACCUUUUUCCUAUUGGGAUCUGUGCUGCCUAACGAGCUCCAGGCAAAAUCCCACAAGUUAUUCCAGGAACAUGUUAACAGGUCUGUGCACCUCUCAGAAAACAUUUCAUCUGUUCCUAGUACUGGGCAAUCCUUGAAUGUAUCUAAUGGUUCUGCUGCAUCUAUCCACCCAACUUCCAGCUCUGUGUCUCUGCUUACUUCUUCUGUUCUUUCCCCAAGAUUUUUGCAGAUUGGAGAUGGCUGCUGCCUUCAGUUUGACUUCCUAGAACACCGUAAAGGUGUAAUUGUCAUCAACACUGGAACUGCACCUCAAAGCUCUGAUCUCAGUGUUGAGUCCCUUGAUACAUCUAUUCUAAGAAUACUGAAUGUAAGCCGAAGUACUGGAGGAUUGCCAGGCAGGUUCCUGGCUCAGAUCAGUUCUGGGAUGCCAGGUACAGCUCAUCUUCUCAUUCGGUUGCAGCAGCAGGGAUCGGUGUUAGAGGAGAGAGAUGACUUCUCCAUCCGCGUUAUUCCACAGGAAAGCCCAGAUUAUGCAGGAUCUGCUGUUGGACACUUUUCAGAAAGCCCUCUUCUUUAUGCUCUUCUGCCCCUUCUCUUCAUCAACAAAUGUGCCUUUGGAUGUAAAGUGGACCUUGAGGUAUUGAAAGGUCUUCUGGUACGACCUCAUCCUUUGAUCCUGGGCAUUCUGGGACAAUUUGUGUUAAUGCCUCUGUAUUCGUACAUCCUAUCACGGCUUCUGGGCCUCUCUCAACUGCUGGCAUUAGGACUGUUGGUUACCUGUUCUUCGCCUGGUGGAGGAGGAGGUUAUUUGUACAGUUUACUCUUAGGGGGUGAUGUUACCCUAGCCAUAUCAAUGACAUUGGUAUCCACAGUGGCUGCAGUGGCUUUGAUGCCCCUUUCCUCCUCAAUCUAUGGACGUUUUAUUGGUGUACACCACACAAUGCACAUUCCUUUUCUAAAAAUCCUUGCCACGUUGCUCUUCAUUGCAGUUCCAAUUUCUACAGGUAUGUUCAUCAAGUGGAAAUUUCCAGGGGUGUCCAGACUACUGCUUCACCUCAUUAAGCCAUUCAGUGUCCUGCUAAUGGUAGGGGGUUUGGUUAUGGCCUAUCAGAUGGGUUCUUCAUUGCUGAGCCAGGUGCCCACUAUGCUGGUUGCAGCUGCCCUUACUGUACCCCUAGUUGGUCUGAUUGCUGGUUACUUGCUGGCCACAUGUCUGCGCUUGCCCAUUGCUCAGUGUCGGACAGUCAGCAUUGAGGUUGGCGUGCAGAACAGCCUGCUGGCGCUGGCAGUUCUUCAGCUUUCUUUUCCACGUACUGAAGCAGAUAUUUCCUCUCAAGCUCCCUUUUUGGUAGCCCUCAGUGGUACUUCUGAAAUGCUACUAAUUGUCAUUUUACAUGCGACCUACAGAAAAUUGAAAGACUGUUUGAGAUGAGAUUGAAUUGGGUGCCUAGAUUAUGCCAUCCCGUUUCCAAAGCCAUACAUUCUUUCUAUGGUUCAAGUUUUCUUUUUCCCUUUGUCUGUGACCAAAAUCUUAAUAUGUUUACUUCUCUUAAAUCCUUAUAAAGAGGCCCUAGUAAAUUGGUAUCUGGGACUGAAAUUUGCUUUACAAUGUCAAUGUUUUUCUUUCUCUCUUUGAAUUUGUUUAUUUAUUUUUGCAAUGAUUGUUUGGUUUAAAGUUACUGCGUCAACAAGAUAAAUCACUGUUAAUUUAUGUCCUGGCACAGUAAUUCCAUUGACAGUUUAAAGGGACAUUGUUGUGCAAAAAUUACAUUGUCUUAUUUGUUACCUCAUGUCAUUUUUGCACUAUUCACCAUGAAACUAUGUGUUUAACCUCCACAAAAGGGGUAAAAUACACAGGUAAAGACCUGUGCAAGAGCUACUAACAUUGCAGCUCAAGCGCUGAACUCAGCCAGUGAUUGGUGGGCUCAUGUGUCUAGUGCUGUCAGUUGGGUCAUUGGCUGUUUCCUGCUCGUGACCAGCAGUUCUCUUUGACUUCCCAGCAGGACCUUUAUGUAUUUAGCCCCUGUGGGGGUUAAACACAGUAUUAGAGAGUAGGUGGUGCAAAAAUUACAUGCUCUAGCAAAUUAGAUCAUGUAUGUAUGUAUUUGUGUGUAUGUGUAUAUAUAUAUUUAUACAUCUCUUCAGCAAUUAUCAGUAAACAAUGUGCCUGAAAGACCAGAUUAUCUUAAAGGGACAUGAAAACCAAUUUUUUUUUUCUUUCAUGGUUCAGAUAGCGAAAACAAUUUAAAACAACUUUCCAAUGUACAUGUAUUAUCUAUUUUGCUUCAAUCUCUUGGUAUCCUUUGUUAAAGAAGCAGUAAUGCUCUACAGAGAGCUAGGUGAAUGCAUUGGGGGAAUCAAUAACAUGAGGCAUAUAUGUGCGGGCACCAAUCAGCAACUCCUGAGCCUACCUAGGUAUAUUUUCAACUAAGUAUACCAAGAGAACAAAACUAAUUAGAUAUAUAAUAGAAGUAAAUUGGAAAGCUGUUUAAAACCACGUUCUAUCUGAAUCAUGAAAGAAACAUUUUUGUUUCAUGUCCCUUUAACUUUGUGAGUGCUAACGACGGCUCUGAGCUUUUGCAAAUUGUCCCAGUCAGGUGCUGACGACGGCUCAGAGCCGUCGCUAGCACUCACCCACCUUGAGGGCAAUCUGGGGGUUCCCACCCCGGCGAUCUGGACUGAAUAGUGAGAGGCAUCCCUGGGGCUUUACGAUUUGCGAGGUGAUGUCACGCGCUAUGACAUGACGUCACCGCGCAACUUUAUUUAAAAUUAACAAUGGACAAUAUAGGGAAAUGGGUGCAUGCUGCUUGGAAGCCUGUAUUUCAGGCAUUUAAACAGCUACAGACCCCAAGACCCACCGUUGGAAAAGUAAUCGCCUAACCUUUCCAGCGGUAUAAGUCUUGGGGAUCUGGAAAAAAAAGUAAAAAAUAAAUAUAUUUAAAAAAAGUAAAAAAAAAGCUCAAAUCUAGCUUAGCACCCAGGUGGGAAAUGGCUUAGCAGCCAAAGGGUUAAGGAUAUAAGUGACAGGUGAAUCUUUGUAUAUGUCAUUCCAUAUAUGUCAUUUAAAGCCAAAUCUUUGUUCAAUCAGUUUUGUGCACUGAGGGAAAAUCAGCUAUUUUUUAUAGGGGCUUUUUGUACUUUAAACAGGGUACGGUAAAAAAAUUAAAUAAAAAAAAUGACUAAAUGUAAAUAAAUUUUGAAAGGUUAAACUCUUUGUCCUGUUUGUGUUCAAAAUAUGAGUGCAUUUCUGCUAAUGCGUGAGAUCCCAGACAUACAGAAAUAUUUACAGCUGCCAACUCUACACUUUUAGGCUUCAAAUAAUUUUAUUUUUUAGUAUAUAAUUAUGUACAAUAUAACAAGAUGUAACCCAUUGUUUCUUAACCAGAAUGUCAUAAAAAGAAAAUCAAAAUUG